Lates calcarifer (barramundi perch) is the source of this 1521-nucleotide messenger RNA. It is a transcript of the gene ctbs, whose product is annotated as chitobiase, di-N-acetyl-. Lineage: Eukaryota; Metazoa; Chordata; Actinopteri; Centropomidae. Gene Ontology annotation, molecular function: chitinase activity; chitin binding. The record is from RefSeq and is a predicted model, not a curated record. Gene Ontology annotation, biological process: chitin catabolic process; carbohydrate metabolic process. The transcript is spliced from 7 exons. Gene Ontology annotation, cellular component: extracellular region. Bases 83 to 1165 code for a protein of 360 amino acids.
UUCCGUACAUAAAGACAUGACAGUAACGUGAUUAGUUUAUCAUUCGCCCGACUCCUUUCGAUUCUGUAACAAUUCACCAAGAAUGUCUUGGUUUCUUGUGUUUUUGUCGUCGGUGCUGGUGGUCUGCGGGGCUAACCGCUGUCCGUGUCAGAGGCCGGAGCUCUGCCGGCCGAUCCGCGAGGAGAGAGACUUCGAGGUGUUUGUGUUUGAUGUUGGUGGAAAGACAUGGAAGUCUUACAACUGGAGCAUGGUGACAACAGUGGCCAUGUUUGGAAAAUAUGAUGCUGAACUCAUGUGUUACGCUCACUCCAAAAGAGCACGAGUGGUCCUCAAAGGUGACGUUCACAUCUCCUACAUUGUGGACCAGCAGAACAGGACAGCAUGGAUAACAGAGCGAGUCAAGUUGGCCAAAAGUCAGUUCAUGGAUGGAAUCAACAUUGACAUUGAGCAAGCCGUGGAGGAAGGCUCGCCCGAAUACUACGCUCUGACAGACCUGGUCAAAGAGACCACUGAGGCUUUCCACAGGGAGAUGCCAGGAUCCCAGGUGUCAUUUGAUGUUGCCUGGUCACCAAAAUGUAUCGACAAGCGCUGCUAUGAUUACGUCACCAUCGCUGAAUCCUGCGACCUGCUGUUCGUCAUGUCCUACGAUGAGCAGAGUCAGAUCAUGGGGGACUGUAUUGCAAUGGCAAAUGCCCCCGUCUCUCAAACACUAGAUGCUUAUGACCAGUAUUUGAAUCUGAAGAUCGAUCCAAAGAAGCUGGUGAUGGGAGUGCCAUGGUACGGUUAUGACUACCCAUGCCUCAACCUUUCCCAGGAGGGAAUAUGCUCUAUACCCAAAGUUCCUUUCCGUGGAGCUCCCUGCAGUGACGCAGCUGGAAAGCAGAAAACAUACAAGUGGAUCAUGAAGCAGGUCAACAGCUCAUUGUCUGGCAGGAUGUGGGACAGCAAGCAACAGGCUCCCUACUUCAAUUACAAGGAUCAGCAGGGACAGAUUCAUCAGGUUUGGUAUGAUGACCCGCAGAGCAUUUGUCCCAAGGCGAACUCUGUGAAAUCUAAAGGUUUGAGGGGCAUUGGCAUGUGGAAUGGCAACAUCUUGGAUUACGGCGAUGAAACGGUUGCCAGGCAGCAGACCGCAAUGAUGUGGAAUGCCCUGUUAGGAUGCUAGCUGGGAUACGCUUAACAGUGCUGCAGAAAUUUACACCACCCCUGAUCCUGCUCCUGUUUGUUGCUAAGUCAAUAUAUCCCUUUGUAGUAGCAAUGGGGUGUGACUACCCUCUGAGUUCAGGGAUGCAUACUUGCACUUCAGAGUUUAUUGUGGCUUUUAUUGCUGUUGUCUUUGAACGUAGCUACAUCUCAGACAUUCCUUUGUGCUAACUGAAAUAACUGUGAUUCUCCAAAAAAGACAACCAAUCUUCUUGUUGCACACACACACUGUAUAUUUGAUUGACCAAUGUUGAGCUUGCUGAGGUCUGUGCACUUUUAUAUUUUUCAUAAAUAAAACAUUUUAUGGUAAAUCUAUAA